Molecule: messenger RNA, 2443 nt
Organism: Pseudonaja textilis
Lineage: Eukaryota; Metazoa; Chordata; Lepidosauria; Squamata; Elapidae
Source: RefSeq, a predicted model, not a curated record
GCGCCAGUCACCUAGCUGUAGGAAGUCCGCUGUGCGAGGUUUCUGCGUCAUUUUCAGGCGCGCGUACCGCCUUUAUUUAUUUAUUUAUUUAUUCAUUUAUCGUUUAUCGAACUUGAGUCGAGCGUUAUUCUGCAAACGGAUUUUAAACGAAUGUUAUAAUGGCAGUUGAUUUGAGAGAAAUUCCUUUCUUCCACCUUACGUUUCCUUCAGCAACAUGGCUUUGGUAUCAGCUGAUUCCAGAAUUGCUGAACUCUUAGGAGAACUGCACCAGCUUAUCAAACAGACCCAGGAGGAACGAUCAAGAAGUGAACAUAAUCUUGUGAAUAUCCAGAAAACACAUGAACGGAUGCAGACAGAGAACAAGAUCUCUCCAUAUUAUCGGACGAAAUUACGUGGCCUCUAUACAACAGCUAAGGCUGAUGCAGAAGCUGAAUGCAACAUCCUCCGCAAGGACUUGGACAAGAUUGCUGAGAUAAAGUCUCUUUUGGAAGAACGGCGAAUUGCUGCCAAGAUUGCUGGUCUCUACAAUGACUCUGAGCCGCCACGUAAAACCAUGCGCCGUGGAGUGCUGAUGACACUUCUCCAGCAGAGCGCCAUGACUCUUCCAUUGUGGAUUGGGAAGCCUGGAGAAAAGCCACCUCCCCUUUGCGGUGCCAUCCCUGCCUCUAGUGAUUAUGUGGCCAAACCAGGAGAUAAAGUGGCAGCUCGUGUCAAGGCUGUUGAUGGGGAUGAACAGUGGAUCUUGGCUGAAGCUGUGAGCUACAAUCAUGCCACCAACAAAUACGAGGUGGAUGACAUUGAUGAAGAAGGAAAAGAGCGUCAUACCUUGAGCCGGCGUCGCAUCAUCCCUCUGCCUCAGUGGAAGGCCAAUCCUGAAACAGACCCAGAGGCCUUGUUCCAGAAGGACCAGUUAGUCCUUGCCUUGUACCCACAAACCACCUGCUUCUAUCGAGCCCUUAUCCACGCUCCACCUCAGCGGCCCCAAGAUGACUACUCGGUCCUCUUUGAAGAUACCAGCUAUGCAGAUGGCUACUCUCCCCCUCUCAAUGUAGCUCAGCGCUAUGUUGUGGCUUGCAAAGAAACAAAGAAGAAGUGACAUUGCCCUGCACCAAGAGCUUGGUGAGGAACAAGGUCUAUUCCAGUGAACUUCUGCAGAGGGACAGUGAAUGAAGCAGGAAGCAACAGAAGCCCAUCAAGAGCAGGAGUUUAUGAAUCUAAGAAGUUUGCCUUCCAAUACAACACAGUCAGCUUUGUGAAAAAUAAUUACAUGAUUACUUCCAAAAAUUAAUUACCACGGCAGGAAUAAAUAGUUGCUUUCAAAGCAGCUACAAUUCUUUGAGUAAAGAAAAGACAAUUGUUUGCUAUUUGUCAGUUUUGUUAUUUAGAUUUUUAAAUUUUUCCGUCUUGCAGCUGUUUUAUUUUAUUUAGGCUGUCCUUUUGACAUGCCUCAGAUUAAUGAAGUAUUACUUUAGAUUCUUUUCCAGUUAUUUUUUUCCCCUGUAUUAAGAAGAUUGCAAAAGAUCAUGCCUUGGAGAAAAGAUUUGGAAUUAAACCCCGCAAUUGAAACACAAGGACUUGACCUGAAUUUCUAAAGGAAAGUAGGAGGGGAUUGGGGAAUUUAUUUUUAUUAUGGUGUUAAAAGGAUGACUGGUCAGCUAUGGAAAGUAGUUUUAUUGUUUCUAUUGCACAUUUUCCAAUUUCAUUCAUUUCACCAUUUGCAAAAAAAAAAAAAUUAAAUCAAAGGGGUAUAGCUAUUCUGAUGUGACUAGAAUUUCAAUAGAAUCUUUUUCAAAAAUUGGAACAUUUUCAAAACUAGGGGUGAUGACAUGGAACUAGUCUCAAAACAACAGAUUGCAUAAUUUUAUUUUAUUUAUUGCAUAAUUGUAACAUUUAAACCACACAAGAGUAAAAAUAUAAAAAGCAAAGUAGAAAAGAAGUAACUAAUAAAAAACAUGCUAUGAAGAAAAAAAUUCAUAAUGCAUUCAAUAAUAAUUGCCUUCAAUAGAAAUUAUACAAUCAACAGUUUUAAGAAGUAUGUUAAAGCAGAGCAUAUCUAUAUAAUAUUUUUUUAAAAAAAUUAUUGGUAAGUGCAAAACACCCGAUAAUGGCAGCUCUCAAUCUCUAGAAUUUUCAACGGGAAGAAUUAUGGAGCUAGAAAUUGUAUUUCCAGAAAGGGGACAUUGUAAACAUUUGAUUUAUUUCUUCGUUCCCUACAGUUUAGAAAAACCCUUAAGCGGCGUAACAUCAUUCUUCAUCUAAUGAGACUCACUUUGCAUCCUAAAAAUGUUCUCUUACUGCUUCAGAUAAUACUACCUAACAGACCAGAUUUUUUUUCUUAGACUUCAAAGUAUCGUGAUCAAGAGUUCUUAGAAUUUUAAAAACUUGUACCUGUGUAUAAAACUUUUUGGCCAAAUAAAAAUUGUCCCAACGGUGCUUUUUUAAA